Messenger RNA from Orbicella faveolata, 1825 nucleotides. RefSeq lists its product as uncharacterized. Lineage: Eukaryota; Metazoa; Cnidaria; Anthozoa; Scleractinia; Merulinidae. The record is from RefSeq and is a predicted model, not a curated record.
CGGUGUCGAAAUUUGUUUAUCUAGGAGGAACAGUGACCUAGGAGGGGGGCUCAGAUGAAGACAUGAAAAGCAGACUUGGAAAAGCCAGAGCAGCAUUCAGCAAGCUUAGAAAAAUAUGGAAGAGCAGUCAACUGAAAUUGAAAACUAAGCUGAAGUUCUUUAGGUCCAACGUUAUAGCUAGUCUGUUAUUCGGUUGUGAAACAUGGCGUAUGACUAACAGAGAUGCGACCAUUCAAACGGUUUUAGCCUGUGACAUUUUUAGGAAGGAAACACGCCAUGAAUUUGUGAAGAUUUUUUUCUCGUGCCAGGGCCUUGGCGGUUAAGAGAGACAGAGAGAAAGUUGGCUCUGGGUACGAAAAAUUGAGGGAAUGGGGGUGCUGGUGACUAAUUACGUCCGCAAUCGCGAGGCAAUCGCAAACGAACACGACUAUUGCUACAAAGCUGACAAAGGUGUCCGUAUGAUCUGAUCGAUGGAGGAUCCUACAAGAGCUAAAACUCCAGGAGCGUCUACAACUUAUAAAGGUACUCGGAGUCGAAUGUUAGAUAUCCCGGAUGGGGUAACUGAACAUGAUUCAUCAUAUCAUAACAUCAUAACCAUCAACAUGAACGGGAAGAACCAUGGAAAAGGAAUUACGGAUAAUCGGAGACACCUGACUGGAUCAUUUCUCAAGCGUUCCUCUGCCUCUGUGAUAUUUUGUCAAGAAGUUCCAGACAAAUUUGAGACAGAGGUGGUCGAGAAAUGUUAUGGUGAAUACGAGUAUGCUGUUACGGAUAAGGAAUCGGCGGUGAUGUGGCGCCCGAAAGAAUUUGAUGGCGACCCUGUGCAAGGUACGGAGGUAUCAAUCACAAAAAUUGUGGAAAAGUUGCAAAAGGAGGAAUCUGAUGUAGACGUGAGUGAGGUAAGGACAAGAACUACCAUGGUUAAAUUAAGAAGUCGUAGAACAAACGCAUCCUUCUUGGCAGUUUCAUGGCAUGGACCAUGGCGUCCAUCCGAAGUCACUAAACUAAAAAUAUUCCACGGUCUCAUUCGCUUCUUGCGUGAAGUUUGUGAGAUGGAAGGGCUACGCUCGUUUAUCAUUGGAGGGGACUUUAACUUGAACACAAGUAAAGUUAAGCAAACAGAAUACGGAGUAACGAUAUCAAGAUAUAAGUUAUGCAAUCGAGACAAAAAGCGGGAGUCACGAGGACCUGGCCGUAAUUUCGUAUCCUACAAGGAUAACUUUAUCGCCUCAGUUACAAUUCCUUCUGACAUCACAGUGUAUUGGGUACAGCCUCUCGAUUUAGAAGAUGAAAGCAGCGAAAAUCCACUGCUGGAUCAUGUGCCUGUUGUGGCUAUCCUUAAACUUGACAGUCUGCUUACGUACAAGACUAAACCUUUCAUCAAGCAAGAUAGAGGUAAGCUAGAGCAGUAUUUUCAGUCGUGCACUUUCCGGCUGACUUUCGUUAUGUAACAAAGUUGUGACUAUGCUCAAAUUAUUUGAAAAGGUUGAUGUUAGACUUUCUCAAAGUCCGCUUUCGAAUUCCAUUUUAUUUUCCGGCUUCUUCUCACUCAGUUCUCGGGUCAGAAAACAUAAGCAUCUACGGUAAGGACAUUCUAGAAGCAGAGAAACGGCCGAAUAGGAACUGAAAACAGCUGCCCUGACAGCAUGAACCAGUCAUAUUUCUAGCUUUUUGCAGUUUCAAAACACUCUUUUUGUUAUUCAAAUUUGCCAACUUUUUCUGGUGGAUAAUUCAGUUCAUCGCUUCAAUAGCCAACAGAUCUUUGUCUGGACUUCAGGUACGCUUCAGGCUAUACGAUCUUGAUUUGCAUGCAUGAAAAACAUGC